AUGACUGAUUAUAAGAAAGUGGUGUACCUUGAUGCUGAUACAAUCGUGGUUAAAAACAUCGAUGAUUUAUUCAAAUGUGGAAAAUUUUGUGCCAACUUAAAGCAUUCUGAGAGGCUAAACUCUGGUGUUAUGGUAGUCGAACCAUCUGCAAAGCUUUUCAAUGACAUGGUGAGCAAAGUGACCACAUUGUAUUCUUAUACCGGAGGUGACCAGGGUUUUCUUAACACCUAUUACGUUGGAUUUGCGAGUGCACGUGUCUUUGACCCUGAAAUUUCUCAAGAAGUGGUCAACUCUAAACCAGUUCCAGAGAUGGAGAGACUUUCAACUCUCUAUAAUGCAGAUGUUGGACUUUACAUGCUUGCUAACAAGUGGAUGGUAGAUGAGAAAGAACUCCGUGUUAUUCACUAUACACUUGGCCCUCUUAAACCAUGGGACUGGUGGACUUCUUGGCUUUUAAAGCCUGUGGACGUGUGGCAGGAUAUUAGAGAAGAACUAGAGGAGAGUCUUCCAGGAACUAAAGGAGGCAGAAAUCCACACGAUGAAUUUCUAGUGAAAUUCUUGUUCUUACUUCCAUUAUUCACUUUACUUUUCUGUUACUACCGAUCUUUUCUACAGACACGUUCUAUAUGUGAUCAUGCAAGACACAUAUACUACAAAUUUAGAUCCGGUGGCUCUCUUUCAUAUUCUGCAGUAUCUUCAUCUACCAUCAAUUCUAGUCAACAGUUUUCAAAUGGUACACAUGGAAAGGUGCCAGCUUUUCUUGGUGGGGUGUCUGUUUUCUUCUGUUUCGUAGCUGCAAUGGUGGCUCUUGGAAUUGGUUUUUCAGUUAUACCUAGACAAGUAAAGCCAUGGACUGGCUUGCUGUUGAUGUAUGAGUGGACUUUCACAAUCUUUUUUCUGCUUUUUGGUGGAUAUUUACAUUUAAUUUAUAAAUGGGGGAAAAUGGUAGCAACUCAAGGAGCAUCUUCUCGACCAGAUUAUGAUUCUGAAAAGGGUCAUCAGCGACAGGUGUCGUGUGAUGUGGCGACAUGGUAUUAUGGGCUUGGAAUGGCAUUUUUAGCCAUUGCUACCCCCGCGGUUCCUGUUUUUUUGGGGAUUACAGCUUUGUUUGCAAGGUUAGGUUUAAUGGUGGCAGGAGGUCUAAUAUUUGCAUCUUUUAUGACAUAUGCGGCUGAGCACCUUGGUAUUAAGUCGUUUGUUCGAGGGCUUGAAGAUAGGGACACAUCAAGGACAAGGAACUCAUGUUUCUUAUGCUAAUUAGAU
Messenger RNA from Lactuca saligna, 1263 nucleotides. The record is from the annotation of a GenBank genome assembly. Lineage: Eukaryota; Viridiplantae; Streptophyta; Magnoliopsida; Asterales; Asteraceae.